AUGACUACCACUCCUGCACUCAAAGACACUAAGCUAUUCAAAUCAAUCAAGGUUGGAAACAUCGAGCUUGAAAACAGACUUGUUCAUGCUCCUACUACUAGAUAUCGUGCUACUAAGGACAACGUUCCUACCGACUCUUUGCUCACCUACUACGAACAAAGAGCAGAGAACAACGGAGGUCUGUUGAUCUCUGAAGGAACCUAUGGAGCCGAUAACUGGGGGUUGCACAAUAACGUCCCUGAAAUUAAGACUCCUGCACAGGUUGAGGGCUGGAGACAGGUUGUCGAGGCCGUUCACAACAAGGGCUCUUUCUUCGCAAUUCAAUUGUGGAAUAUGGGUAGAGCCGCCGACCCAAAGCUCAAUAAGGAAAGAGGACUGCCAUUUGUUGCUCCAUCCGCGCUCUACUUUGACGAAGAGAGCGAGAAAGCCGCCAAGGAGGCUGGAAACGAGGUUCGUGCUUUGACCAUUCCCGAAAUCGAGGCAUACGUCAAGGAGUUCGGCGCCGCAGCUAAGAGAGUGGUUCACGAAGCCAAGGCAGACUUUGCCGAGAUCCACGGAGCUCAGGGAUAUCUCCUUGAUGAAUUCAACCAGGCCGAGGCAAACGAGAGAACAGACAAGUACGGAGGCUCUAUUGAGAACCGUGCGCGGUUCUUACUCGAGUCCAUCGACGCCGCUAUUGACGCCGUGGGAGCAGAACACGUUGCUGUUAGAUUAUCUCCAUACGCCACAUUCCAAGGUAUCAAGGGAGUUGAUUCGUCGUGCCACCCGAUUGCCUUUUUCGGCUACGUCCUGAGUGAGCUCGAGAAAAGAGCCAAUGAGGGAAAACGGUUGGCCUACGUUUCCGUGGUGGAGCCUCGUGUCAGCGGAAACGCUGAUAGCAAGGAUACCAGAGAAUUCAACACUUCGUGGAUCAGAGAGAUCUGGAAAGGUGUCAUGAUUAAGUCUGGCGCUUACUUGAACGAGAAUUACAAGUUUUUGCAACAGGAUGUUGAAUCUGACGACCAGUUGCUGAUUGGUGCUUCAAGAUACUACACCUCGAACCCAGACUUGGCUGACAGGCUUAGAAACGGAUGGAAGCUCAACAAGUACGAGAGAUCGCUGUUUUACAAGGUGUUUUCGAACGAGGGUUACAUCACCUUUCCGAAAUACGGCGAGGAGGCUUCCAAGUACAAAUACCUGGAGACAGUUACGCCUAAACCUUUGGCUUAG
Messenger RNA from Ogataea philodendri, 1209 nucleotides. RefSeq lists its product as uncharacterized. The record is from RefSeq and is a predicted model, not a curated record. The coding region runs from base 1 to 1209 and encodes 402 amino acids. Lineage: Eukaryota; Fungi; Ascomycota; Pichiomycetes; Pichiales; Pichiaceae. Gene Ontology annotation, molecular function: FMN binding; NADPH dehydrogenase activity. The transcript has a single exon.